Molecule: messenger RNA, 1851 nt
Organism: Monoraphidium neglectum
Lineage: Eukaryota; Viridiplantae; Chlorophyta; Chlorophyceae; Sphaeropleales; Selenastraceae
Product: DEAD-box ATP-dependent RNA helicase 5
Exons: 8
Coding region: 1-1851 (616 amino acids)
Biological process (GO): rRNA processing
Cellular component (GO): nucleolus
Molecular function (GO): RNA binding; RNA helicase activity; ATP binding
Source: RefSeq, a predicted model, not a curated record
AUGGCCGAGGACGGGGAAGCGGCACUCAGCAAGGCUGAACUUAAGGCCUUGAAAGCUGCAAAGAAACAGAUGAAGAAGGAGAAGCGCGACAAGAAAGCGGCGGCAGCGGCGGCCAGCGAAGCAGCCACCCCUGGCGUCGCGGGCAGUAACAGCGAGGACACCGCCGUGGAGGUUGCUGUAGGGGAGAAGAAGAAAAAGAAGAAGAACAAGGAGAAACGCGCCGCAGAGGAUCAGCAGCAGCAGCAGCAGCAGCAGGUGGCGGCAGACGCCGCAGUCGAAGAGGAGGGCAAGAAGAAGAAGGCAAAGAAGGCGAAGCGCGACAGGGAGGAGCAGCAGCCAGCAGACGCCGAGCCUGCCAAGAAGGCCAAGGCCCCCAAGCAGCAGCAGCAGCAGCAGCAGCACCAGCAGCAAAAGCAGCAGCCGCCCCGCUCCCUCGCGGCCGUCGGCGACGCGGCGCUCGCGGCCAGCAGCGCCCCCAUUUUGAAGGCGCUGUACAAGGAGCACCCUGAUGUUGCGGCCAUGUCGCCCGCGCAGGCCGCGGCCGCGCGCGAGGAGCGGAAAAUGGCUGUCGACGGCUGCGGCCUCGCGCCCGUGCUGUCGUUCGACCAGACCGGCCUCGGGCCGGAGCUGCUGCACUCAACGCGCGACUUUGUGGCGCCGUCUCCCAUCCAAUCCCAGUGCUGGCCCAUCGUCCUGUCCGGCUAUGACCUGAUCGGCAUCGCCGCGACCGGCUCAGGCAAGACCCUGGGCUUUGGCUUGCCCAUGAUGGCCCACAUCGCGGCCAACAAGCGCCCCGGCGGCGCGUCGGCCGGCAAGAAGGGGCCGUUUGCCGUCGUGCUCGCGCCGACGCGCGAGCUGGCGCUGCAGAUCGCGGCGGUCCUGGAGGACGCCGGCGCGCGCUGCGGCGUGCGCUGCUGCUGCGUGUACGGCGGCGUGCCCAAGGGGCCGCAGAUCGCGGCGCUGAAGAGCGGCGUGGAGGUGAUCGUGGGGACGCCGGGGCGGCUGGAGGAUCUGAUGGAGGACAGCAUCGCGCGGCUCACGAACGUGACCUACCUUGUUCUUGACGAGGCGGACCGCAUGCUGGACCUGGGCUUUGAGCCCCACAUCCGCAAGAUCUGCCAGACUGUCCGCGCGGACAGGCAGACGCUCAUGUUCAGCGCGACCUGGCCGACGGCGGUGCAGCAGCUGGCGAGCAACUUCCUGGCGGAGGAGGGGGCGGUCAAGGUGACGGUGGGGUCGCUGGAGCUGGCGGCCAGCCACAGUGUCGCGCAGUCUGUCGAGGUGAUCGACCCGGCCAAGCGCGACGACCGCCUGCAGCAGCUCCUGCAGCAGCACCACUCCAGCCGCAAGAACCGCAUCAUCAUAUUCGUGCUCUACAAGAAGGAGGCGCCGCGCGUGGAGGCGCUGCUCAAGCGCAAGGGCUGGAGCGCGGCGGCGAUCCACGGCGACAUCAGCCAGGCGCAGCGGACGGCGGCGGUGGAGGCGUUCAAGGCGGGGACCAUCCCGCUGCUGAUCGCGACGGACGUGGCGGCGCGGGGGCUGGACAUCCCGGACGUCGAGGUGGUCAUUAACUAUUCGUUUCCGCUGACCAUCGAGGACUACGUCCACCGCAUCGGCCGCACCGGCCGCGCCGGCAAGACCGGCCGCGCCGUGACCUUCUUCUCGGCGGGCGCGGACAAGCCACGCGCGGGGGAGCUCAUAAACGUGCUGCGGGAGGCGGGGCAGCCCGUGCCGGACGAGCUGCUCAAGUUUGGCACCACCGUCAAGAAGAAGGAGCACAAGCUGUAUGGGGCGCACUUCAAGGACGUUGACCUGAGCAAGAAGGCAACAAAGGUCACGUUUGACGACUGA